CGACGACAGACCGCUUGACACUUUACAUUUCUCAGCAGACGUCGCACUCUUGUACAAACUUACAAUAACUUGCUAAACAAUGGAUCUGAUCCACUAUAGUCCAAAUCUACCAGCCGUCUCAAACCGGACACCAUGGAAGCACCUCUGGAUGUGAGACUAUCAUGGGAAUGCUGCCAUUACCAAUGCAGAACUAAACUGGGAAUUUUUCUCUGCUGGAGGCACAGAUUUUAGGAUGACAACUCAGUAGCCGCGAUUCAGUCGUCAAGAUGAACCCUUCCUCUCUGGACUGGUCCAUUCAGAGCGCCCUGUCGUCUCUUUUCCCUCCGUUUGAGGCUACCGCUCCUACUGUUCUCAGCCAACUCUUUCGCACCAUUGAGGAACGUUACCAUGGAGAUGCACUGCAGUGCCUGCUGAACUUCCUUAUCCCAGCCAAACAUAUCCUAGAGAGUGUGCAACAAGCAGCCUGUGCUGCAUACUCCGAUGUGCUGUUCCGGUGUGAGGGUUGGCCAUUGUGCCUGAGAGAUCGUGUGGUGAUCCAACUCGCCCCUAUCAACCCUUUACUGCUCCGACCUGGAGAUUUCUACUUGCAGGUGGAACCUUUUGGAGAACAGUCAGCCCGAAUCGUCCUCAAAAGUCUUCUUGUGCAGGAAGACCUCUUGGGGCAUGAGAAUCUGGUGCUGCAAGCCGGUUCCAGGUUGCUGGAGGGUACUGCAAUUGAGGGGACUCCCAUUCCUGAGACAUCUUAUCCAUGCAUUUUCACGGAGUCUUGGCUAAGGGAAAUAAAUGAGGGACGUCAUGGAAAUCCUCUAUGUCAGUGUGUGCUUUCCUCUGACCAGGGGGUUGUGAAGGUACCCUGGACCGAAGUUGCCAACCCAGAAUUCCAUGACAGGCCCAAAUCUAACAUCUGGCCUGAAACAAAGCCAUGCUCAACUCCAACUCUCCGUGUGAAAGAUCUUAAAACUGAGAUUUCGAAGAACGAGUCACAGGUACCUAUAGGCCUUUUAACGCUUGAUAUGGAAACUAGGAUCCUUCCAGCAAAUGAUGGGAUGGCGGUUUCUGUUCAGCUAGUGGACGGUGGCAGCAGAUUGGUGAAGGUUGACCAAGGACAUCCAAUAAGCAGUUUUGCUGGAAAACCUGUUGGCUGGGUAUCUCCUAAUACCUGGGACAGCAGGCACAACCGAGAGCUGGAAGGAGAAUAUGUGGAUCUUUUAGAGUUCAGCCAGGAGAAAGAGACUUUGGUCCUCAACAAAAUAGCAAUGCCCACAAAACCACUGGGCUUCAAGUUAGUCAGGACAACUCAACCUGCCCCAAAAAGUAAUGUUAACAUGUGUGAAGAGGACUGCAAUCCUUGUAUGCAAAACAAACCACCUGAGAGCAUGCAAAACGAUCCAGAAUCCAAAUGCAGGUAUCGGCAGUCUUACAUGGCAGCUCUCCGAAACCCUGUGAAUUUUGAGAGAACAAGUAUGCUACGUUCCCUAGAUGAAACAAGGACAGAUGUAGGGGAGGUUGAGCCAAGCUGUGAAGGAUACAGAGUUGGCCUUAGACUUAAACCUUUGAGUUGUACAUUUGGCCAGACACCAAACCAAGCAGACAGAAACCCGAUGCAAUCCUUUGAGAACUCAGUCCAACAAAAGCAAAGCCCAAAGAACUCAAGUCAGAGCAUACCUCAUGACUGUAGUUCAAGGGAGAAUGCGGAGUCUUCUGACCAACAUAUGACCCAACAGCUCCUUAGCAUGGUCCAAGCAAGACAACAACACAAGUCAUUCCUCACUGGGCAACAGGAUCUUCAUCAGACUGUACUAGGAACUAAGGCACUACCCAACAAAAGGCAGCACUGUCUUAACAACUCUUUUAGACAAGAUUCAUUUCAAAUGCGGACUAGCGGCCAGAAACACGCCAAAGCCCAACACUUACCCAAAAUGGGACUCAGGGCUUUACCUGACCACAGUGGUCACAGACAAGAUGCUAAUCUAUGUUUGCAGGGUUUCAAUCCAAUUCAGCUAACACAGGCCUCCAGACAAACACCUCCUCUAUUUGAGCCCCAGUUCAGUCAGAUCCUGUUCCAAAAUGAGAACAGGCCUUUGGAUUACAAAGUCUUCUGUGAUGACAGACACAGUGGAAGAGGCUCAGGUUCACCUGUACAGGUGAUCAAAGUUAAAAGCAGGUCUAAAUCCCGCUCAUCCUCUUCAGUCUCGGAAACAACCAAAGAGUGUCUGCAAUCGCACAAGCCAACCAACAGAAGCCGCAGUGAUGUCUAUCCAGAAAUCAUUCCCAUGUUGCCUGCUAUCCAGGGAAUAAAACACACAGCUAAUUUGGUGUCCCCAAAAUUAAACAGACGACAAGAAGCAAGAAAGGAAGUCUACUCAUCUGGAAAGGCUGGAACUCCAGCUGUUAAUGGAGUAGAGCUCCAGAAAUCAGACGCUGAUCAGCUCUUGACUGGCCAGCCUGAGAAUGGAGUUCAGGCAACUUUAUUUUCCCAGGACCCCACAAUCAAAAGCCUUCUCCAGCUAGGCAUCAUCUGUUUACCGGGCGGUCGUGACAGAGCUGGCCGGGCUGUGGUUGAGGUCUACGGGGGCAGGAAAGGCUGGGCGUCCUCUCAACUUUCUCCUCAUGAGUUCUGCAGACUGUUGCUCUACCUGCACUCCAUUCCCAGGAUGGAGGUCAGAGAACUGGGACUGACCGUAGUGAUUGACAGCAGGAAGUGCCCUCUGCCCUCUGUGUUCUACAAAUCCCUGCUCAUGGUUCAGGAGCAGGCCCUUCAUGCAGUGCACACUAUCUUGAUGCUUGUUGAUAAAGACGCAAAUCCUCGACCGGAAAAACAACCUGGUCUACAGAUAGAUGUUGUGACGUCACUAAAAGCUCUCCAUAAGACAGUUGAUGGACAGCAGUUGACCUCUGACCUUGGCGGAUCCUUCCCUUACAGUCAUGAAGACUGGCUACAGUUUCACCAGAAACUUUCUCUCUUUCGACUCGACCUACAAGCAGCAUCAUCAUUACUGCAGACAGCAAUCAGGAGACUUGAUGUUAAAAAAACUGAUACCGCAAAGGAUGUCCAGUCCUGCAUCCAGGAGCAGAGGAGUUCCAUGAAGAUGGUGCUUGAAGACACACGAUUGGUCGCCCUCCAAAGAGAAGGCGGGUCUAUUCUCGCCAGGAUGAGGAAGGAAGAGUCUCGAUUUGCUCAGUCUGAAGACUUCAGGGACUCUCUGGAGUCUGUGACGUGUCUGUAUAACCAGAUGGAAGAGGCCGUUCACACGCUAGUGAUGAAAUCUAACCAGUCACUGCAACAUCUCGAACAUGUUCUUCGGUUGAGAGAAGCAGAAGACUCGCUCAGCACAAUCCAAAAAUGGUGUGAUGCAGAGGAGCAGUCAUGGCAGAAAGACAAAGAUGACACAGAGAAAACUCUGCUGAAAAUAGAGCAGAGACUACAAGAUGUUCAGUCUGUUCUUAUACGAGCAAAGGAGAAAAAAGAAAAAGGGAUGUUGUUGAUAAAGGAAGUGGAGAGGAAAAGCAAAGGAAUAUAUUACCCUGAAACCAAGGCUUUUGGUUGUAAAGCCACCACUUUCAAAACCAACGUGACCGGGUUUCUCUUGAAAGCUGAGGAGCGUAAAUCUGAGCUGGAGACGUCUGUCGAUCUCUAUCGUUUCUGUGAAGAGGCCUCAUCUCUUGUCAAAGAGUGUAUGGAGUAUUUAGAACACAUACAGAGCACAAACUCUCCCGUGUGUGCCUCAUCUCUUGUCAAAGAGUGUAUGGAGUAUUUAGAACACAUACAGAGCACAAACUCUCCCGUGUGUGUCUGCUUGAGCACACUGAAGGCUUUUGAGGAGCGUUUCAAAGACUUCUCGCCCCAGCACUUUCAGGACAAGAGCUCGGCGCUGCUGGAGAGGCACCCGGAUGGGAUAUGGAUGUGGAAUGCGGUCUGGGCUCAAUGCCGAGACAUCAGACAGCGGCUCACUGAGAUACUGCAGGCCUCUUAUAGAAAUCAAACGCCUCUGGGAUCGCCACAAAAGGACAGCGCGGCGGCCCGCUUGAAAGGGCCGACCCUGAGCGUAAUUACAACUAGCCUUGGAGAAAAUGAACAAACAAACCCUGCUGGCGGUCGUACUGAGACUCGAAAUAGUCUUGUUGGACAAGGUGAUAAUGAGACAGUGACGCAUUUCCACCUUCACUGUGAGCCUGUGACGAGAGAAACAUCACCGUCUUCAAACUCUGACCCGAUAAUGACCCAAAACACGCAGAAGGAACUGAAUCUUCAACAGCCAAAAGAGGAAGGAAGAGGUCAACAUUUCCACCAAAGCAGAAGCAAAGUUUUCACAUCACACAAUGGACCGACGACGCAAUUAAGGACGUGUCUUCGCAUAUACUCUCACAGCGACAGUGAUCUGAGAAAGUCAGACCGGGUCACUGAGGUCAACCACUCGCCACAUUAUACAGCCCUGGUCCGCUCUCGAAGCGAAGGCUCUUGUCUGCCAAUCACCAACUAUCAUGUUUCUGUUUGCAAAACUGCAGUCAAGCACAAAGUCCAGAUGUGUGCAGCUUCCGGUCAAGAGAGCGACUCAAGCAGAGCUUCAUGGGAUGGACAGAGCUCUAAACUGUCUCACCAGGACAGCUUCUGUUCCAGCGCUUCUGGACUGAGCCAAAGCGACGUCAAUGAGAAGUUCAGCAGUGACACCAAAUCUGACGAGCAGAGCUUGAUUUCACCAGCGACACGCUCAGAUCUUCCAGUCCAAACGCAGGACGAGCGCAUGCUGGAUCACAGCAGCACUGUACUUAAACUCCAGUGCAUCAUGGAGGAGCUGCUUCAGACGGAGAGAGAGUAUGUGAGAGCGCUGGGGUACGUGGUGGAGAACUACAUGCUGGAGCUGGAGCGUCCCGACGUGCCUCAGGACCUGCGGGGACAUAGAGGAUGCAUCUUUGGGAACCUGGAGAAGCUGCGAGACUUUCACCAGCAUCACUUCCUUCAGGAGCUGGAGCUGUGUCUGAAGGAGCCCUUCUGCGUCGGACGCUGCUUCCUGAAACACGUGAUAAUUUUAGUUCAAUCAUGUGAAUUGCAGCAGAAGCAGCAGCUGCUGGGUGAUAAGAUGGAUCUGUCCUCGUAUCUGCUGAAGCCGGUGCAGCGCAUCAGUAAAUACGGGCUGCUGCUGCAGGACAUGCUGCGUGAGUGUGAGACCGGAGCGCACGCGGGACACGAGCGGCUCGAGAUACAGACCGCGCUGAACAUCAUCCAGUUCCAGCUCCGCCACGGCAACAACCUGCUCGCCAUGGACGACCUUCAGGACUGUGAUGUGAAUCUGAAGGAACAGGGCCAGCUAGUCCGUCGGGACGAGUUCCUGUUGACCUUCAGGAAGAAGAAAUGCUACCGUCACAUCUUUCUCUUCCAAGAUCUCAUACUCUUCAGCAAGACACGCAGAACCGACGUUGGGAAUGACACGUACAUCUACAAACAAUCCUUCAAGACUUCAGACAUCGGUAUGACCCAUAAUUUCGGUGACAGCGGGCUGUGUUUUGAGAUCUGGUUUCGAAGGAGGAAGUCUCAGGACACGUACAUCCUUCAGGCACCGAGUCGAGAAGUGAAGGAGAACUGGACCAGAGACCUGGAGAGGAUCCUGUGGGAACAAGCCGUCCUCAACAGAGAGAUCCGUAUGCAGGAGAGGGUGUUCAUGGGAAUCGGUCAUAAACCCUUCAUGGAUAUCCAGCCCAGUGAGAUGGCCAUCAAUGACCGAGCCGUCAACUGCUCUCCCACAGGACGAGGUGGGAUUCCUGUCCUCCGGCUGAAUUCUGUCGGCUCGGCCAGCUAUACGUCAUCCUCUGGAAGCCAUUCGUCCUCCUCUGGGUGGGGAUCCACGUCUCCUGUGGGUCAUCUGAUCAAUCCUAGCGGAGGAGAUGUUGUCCGGUACAUCCACGGGACCUCAGGGAUCCUGGAGGAAGAUGAUUUAGACCAGGAGAGCGGAAACCAGAGUACACUGGUGGAGAGUUCGGUGUCCUCAGGAGAAAGUGUUAGUUGCUUUAGCAGUUCUGGUCACAGCUGCUCAUCUGUGAUUGGUGGAGACUAUGAACACACCCAAUCUGAGGCGCCUGUCAUUGGUGUGAAAAAAGCGUGUGCCCACACCCACGAAUGUAGCGUGAAACCCACUAACCCACCAGGCCAAACCAGGGACCAUAUGUGCACCACAGUUCAAGGGACAAGCAUCAUAGGAAAGUCAACUGAAGUAUAGCCCAUCAUGUAUGUUUAUACUGUAAUAGCGUCAUGCUUUUAUGUUAUCAGGCCCAUCCUUUUUACCUUUUAUACCUAUCAAUCCUGUGAAACUCUAAAAUAAAGUUU
This is a messenger RNA of Sinocyclocheilus rhinocerous, 6319 nucleotides long. RefSeq lists its product as uncharacterized. The record is from RefSeq and is a predicted model, not a curated record. The coding region runs from base 267 to 6212 and encodes 1981 amino acids. The transcript is spliced from 23 exons. Lineage: Eukaryota; Metazoa; Chordata; Actinopteri; Cypriniformes; Cyprinidae. Gene Ontology annotation, molecular function: guanyl-nucleotide exchange factor activity.